GGAGCUUGUGCAUGUGCCUUCUGCAUAUGCUCUAGCUCGUCUCUCACACCACACCCUUCACAUUCAUUUCAGCAGCUCUCUGAACUACUUUCCACUUAGAUUUAUCGACCGCGUUUGGAUUACUGCUUCAUUUGUAGGAACAGAGGUUUCAGGUAUCAUGGCUUCAGGAAGAACAGCUUUGGUGGCAUCCGUGCUACUGAGCUGCAUCGUCGUUUCGUCUGCCUUCAACAUCACCACCAUGCUGAAUCAGUUUCCCAGCUUUAGCCAGAUGAACCAGCUCUUGUCUUCGUCCGGAGUCGCCAACGACAUCAACGCUCGCAAGUCCAUCACUGUCUUGGUUGUUUCCAACGAUGUACUCAAUGCAUUCACCGCCAGCAACCCCAACGUCGACACUGUCAAGAUGGCCGACUUAUUGCGUUACCAUGUCCUCCUGCAAUUCUUGGGGAUGGACGAGCUCAAAGCACUGCCCACUUCCAAUUACACCUCCGUCACCACUCUCUACCAGACCACUGGCAGAGCCAACAACAACGACGGAUUCCUCAACAUCUACAACCUGCCAUCCGGCUUUCUCAUCGGGCCCUCGGUCGCGGGCUCCAGCUCCAACGCCACGGUCGCAGCCAACAUCACCCACGAGGCUUUCGAGAUUAGCGUCAUCCAAAUCAGUAGCAUCCUCACCCCGGUCGGAUUCAACAGCGCCACCGGAGAUCUGAUCCAGGUUCUCACGAAGUUCAACGUCUACACCAUGUUCAUCAGCCUGCUCAAGGAAUCAGCAGUCGACAGCAUCUUCGCAGGCAGGCAGACCGGUGGGGGAAUCACCGUGUUCGCCCCCACGGACUCGGCCUUCAACAGCCUCGCCUCCGGAUCCAUCCAAGGCCUCAGCGUCUCGGACCUGAAGCUGCUGAUGCAGUACCACGCUCUGACCUCGUACCAGCCCCUGAGCGUUCUGCAGAACAUGGUGAACUCGCCCGUGUCCACCAUCGCCUCCACCAUCGCCUCCGGCUACCUUCUGAACGUGAGCUCCGCCGCCAAGACUGUAACUCUGCACACGGGAGUGAGCGUCGCCACCAUCCAGGAGACUCUGUACGACGCCACGCCCACCACCAUGUUCGGCAUCGACCAAGUUCUCUUGCCCUCGGAGCUCUUCAGCAAAGCCGCCCUGGUCCCUUCUCCUGCCGAGGCUCCCGUCCCCGAGGCUGCCCCUGGCCCUAAGGAGGCUAAGGCUCCCGGUGCGGCUCCCGACGCUGCUCCCGGACCUGAGAAGCCAGCCGGCUCAACUGCCAGUGUGGUUUCUAUGAGCGUAGUUCUGUCCGCGGUUGCUCUCAUCGCCUCGUCGUGCCUCGCAGCUUUGUGAAAUUUUGUAUAGUAUUAUUUGGUCUUGGUCGUUUUGGAAUAACUUAGAUACUUCAUUAAAACUCACAAUUAUAGUUGUAUUUUUUCCUGGCAGAAAUUCUUUGUCCCAAUUGAAGGGAUCGAUUUGACGAUUCUAGAUUAGCGUAGAUAAUAGUACUUUAACUUCAUACAUCUGUUUUUUGAAAAAAUGCUAGCUCAAUAAAUUAAAUUGCCUGCUGGAAUGAAUAUUUACUGCCA
Molecule: messenger RNA, 1587 nt
Organism: Marchantia polymorpha subsp. ruderalis
Lineage: Eukaryota; Viridiplantae; Streptophyta; Marchantiopsida; Marchantiales; Marchantiaceae
Source: the annotation of a GenBank genome assembly